GUCUGGACCUCCCGUGCCGUGGAAAUUGAAAAAAUAAAUAUCUGCGGUUGAGAAAUACGAUAAAGUAUGAAAAGCAAAAACUAAAAGCAUACAUAGCUAGUUUAAAUAAAACACAACGUAAAAAUUGAAAAACUAAAAUAUGUCGAAGAGUGAUGUGCUUUAUAUGAGGAGGGAUAAAACUAUAUCUUUAUCUGAAUCGGGAGGUGAAGAGAAUGACAAUGACAUCUGGGAUGAUUGCAAGCUGAACAAUGCAUAUGACAAGGCUCUGAGCAUGGCCAAUAUUGAAGUUGCCAAGCGACUUGCGAUGUCCACUAAUACAGAGGCUAAUGAUUCUACACCCAAGAAUCCUAUCCCAAAUGUUACUCCAGCUAAAACUAAGAAGAAAAACAAGAAUAAAUGGAAGGCAGGUAUGAACUGCCGCGCUGUGUAUGAGGAAGAUGGGAUUGAGUAUGAGGCAAUCGUCACGCGAAUUAUCAAUGACAAAGAGUGUGUUGUACGUUUCUUGGGCUAUGAAAACUCCGAGAUAAUGCCAAUAAGCUCCCUGAAACAGUCGCUCGGUAAAAAACAAAGGAACAAACAGAUUGCGGAAGCGUUAGCUGAUGGCGACUUUAGCGUUCACUCAAACACUGCCGAGGAGAUGGACUGCAGCGACAGACAGACCCCUGAAGUCAAAGAGAAUCGAGAGACGCGACGUAUCGGCCAAUCAAAAACAAGAAAACGUCCAAUAGACACUAUUAAAGAAAAAAUGAGUAUCAGCGCGGUUUGCAUCAAACGAUCCAAAACUAUGGAAACAACAUCAUCUUCGAAGAAAAAGAAGUCAAAGAAAAAUACUGCAAAGACAACUAAUGGGUUCACCCUUCCAGAUCUGCCAUCUAUGCAUUUGCCAAGUUUCGCUGAACUCAAAAAUUUAGCAGCAAUCGAUAUGCCCAUACCGCCCCCGCCUCCCAUGACUAUGCCGCGCCAAGAGGCUGACGGCGAGGAUCAGGCUAUGUCCUCGAUGCUACUCAGCUGGUACAUGAGCGGGUAUUACACUGGUCUCUAUCAAGGCAUGAAACGUGCUCGGGAAGGGAAAAGAUCAUCAAUGAACUAAAACUAUGUGUUGCAAACUUUUGACUGAUGUUUCCCUAAUUUUUUUCGUAACUAACUACAGUCCGACAAGGCUCUUUUGGCGCGUGGCCAAAAUCGGAACUAAAGCCGCCAUCUUGAGAAGUGCACUUGUUGAUAGUUCGCUGCGUCGGCAUAAAGCUACAACAGCGCCCUCACUCAAGUGCCAAAAGAGCUUUGUCGGACUGUAGUAGUAGUGAAAAAUAUAAUGAAGAAUUAAAAGAUUGUAAAGUUUUCAAUAAAAUUUUAUUUUGUAAUUUCAUUCACGUAACAUAAACUAAAUAAUAAUAAAAAUAGAAAAUGCUGUGUUACCGUUUAAAAAUAAAUUAAAAUAAAAUUAUGCCUCCGAAAUUAUUAUUACAAUAAUCUGUCAAACUAUGUACAAAAUAUACAUUUUGAUAAUAUGAGUCGUUUUUUUUAUUGGUCCGCAAUCAUUAUAUUAUGACGUAAAGGUGCAUUUACAUAUUUCCGCGAGAUACGAAACGUUUGUUUACAUUUCACACAGACCGUUUCACUUGUCCCCUGCUAUCAUGUUGGCACCAUUUGCAAAGCACACAAUAAUGAACCCUAAGUACUAAAGUAUAAAGCAAACAAAGCAAUGGUGCCAACAUGUCGGCAGGUGACAAGAAUUAGGUCAAGAGUCAGAGAACGGUCUGACAUUCGUCUCUGAUCUCGUCUCACUCUCGCGCAGUGGCGAGAUUAUGUGU
This is a messenger RNA of Maniola jurtina (meadow brown), 1811 nucleotides long. RefSeq names its product survival motor neuron protein (gene Smn). The record is from RefSeq and is a predicted model, not a curated record. Lineage: Eukaryota; Metazoa; Arthropoda; Insecta; Lepidoptera; Nymphalidae. Gene Ontology annotation, cellular component: nucleus; cytoplasm. Gene Ontology annotation, molecular function: RNA binding. Gene Ontology annotation, biological process: mRNA processing. The coding region runs from base 140 to 1090 and encodes 316 amino acids. The transcript has 8 exons.